Molecule: messenger RNA, 3774 nt
Organism: Strigops habroptila (Kakapo)
Lineage: Eukaryota; Metazoa; Chordata; Aves; Psittaciformes; Psittacidae
Gene: CNKSR1
Product: connector enhancer of kinase suppressor of Ras 1
Exons: 19
Coding region: 73-2694 (873 amino acids)
Molecular function (GO): protein binding
Source: RefSeq, a predicted model, not a curated record
UGCGCCAAUGGGGCCGCCCGGCGCUGGCGCAGGUGAGCGGCCGCUCCCGCCACCGGUUCCGGCCUGGCCGCCAUGGAGUCCUUGGGCACCUGGGGCCCGGCGCAGGCAGCAGCCUGGCUCCGAGGGCUGGACGGGGCGGUGCAAGGCUACCCCUUUGAGACCUGGGGCCUGGCGGGGCCCGACCUGCUGGGGCUGUCAGCCGGGUCGCUGGAGGCGCUGGGUGUGCGGCGCCUGGGGCACCAGGAGCUACUGCUGGAGGCUGUGGAGCAGCUCUGUGCCCUGGACGCGGGGCUGGCGAGCACCAGCCUGCGGACGCUGACAGAGAGGCUGCGGGAGCUGGCGCAGGGCAUCCAGAGCUUGGUGCUGGGGGGGCUGCCGGCGGGGGCUGCCCCCCGGCCGCCCUCCCUCGCCCUUCUGGCUCGUGUCGUCGACCUGGUCAGGGCUGCCAAGGGGCUCUUCUCCUGGCUCAACAGGUACCUCUUCUCCACCCUCAACGACUUUUCAGCCAGCCAGGACAUCGUCCUGCUCUGCACCCAGCUGGCAGAGACACUGCAGGCGGACUGUCCUGCAGCCAAGAGGGACAGCCGGAUCCUGCAUAUUUGCCAGCACAUCGUGGGCAUCUGCGAGAGCAUCGUGGGCUGCAGCCCCCCGGCACUGCUGGACCGCAGGGCUGUGCUGCAGCGUGUGGUGCUGCAGGGCAGCCCCCCGAUGUCCCCUGACACCCUGACGCUGCCCCCUGGCUUGUGGGGGAGCCCUCCAGCAUCCCCUGACACCCUAAUGCUGCCAUCCAGCCCAUGGGGGCGCCCCCCAACGUCCCCUGACACUCUAACGCCACCCUCAGAGCCCCUGGGGAGCACCCCCCAACUCCUCACUGCCCCGCUGGGCCUCAAGAUCACCUCCACCACCUCCUGCCUGCACUUUGUGUCUGCGACUACCUCGGAGGCCCUGGAUGCCCACAGGGGCCUCAUCCUGCCUGGAGAUGAGAUCGUGCAGGUCAAUGAGCAGGUUGUGGUGGGUUGGACGCGUGUCAACCUGGCGAAGAAGCUGCUGGAGAAUGUGAGCAGAGUGACACUGGUGCUGAAGAAGAUCCCCCUUGACCUGCCCGGCUCACCCCAGUCUCCCAGGCAGCAGGUGAGUGAUCCCAGUGCUCCCAGUACAGCCCCAGUGCCGCAGGGAACCAGGCAGGGAUGCUUGGAGCUGGGGCAUCUCCCAUCACAUUGGUGGUCCCUAAAGCUCUGGGGGCCCAUGGCGGGACGUCACCUGGGGCUCACACUCCAUCCGCAGCUCCUGGAAGCAUUUUUGGAUGCCGCAGAUUCCACCAGCAGCAGAAGCAGUGAGUGCCCAGGCAGCCCUGUGUCCCUGACCUCCAGCGUUGCUGCUGCUGACUUUGACUCGGGGCCAGACUCUGCGCUGGACCCUGUCACGGACGAAGAGGCAGGAGAGGACAAGCAGAACUCGAGGCUGACCAGGGUGGCUGUGGGGGAGCUGCCGGAGCUGCCCAGCUAUGGUGCUGCAGAGGAGGUGGCGCAGGAGAGUGGUUCCCCGCUGGGCACCCUGCACUCUCUGGGCACCCUUGCUGCAGAGCUCAGCCCCAUGGCAGCCCCUGCUGAGGGGGCUGGGGGUGCAGACCCCAGCCAGCUCCCUCGGGAGGGCAGCCCCCAGGCAGGACGCAGACCAAAAGGAGUGGCAACUAGGCUGAGCCGCCGGCGCGUCUCGUGCCGGGACCUGGGCCGGGUGGACUGCGAUGGCUGGCUCCUUAAGAAGAAGGAUCAUGUGGGCUUCAUGGCCCAGAAGUGGAAGCGGUGCUGGUUUGUGCUGAAGGGCCACACGCUUUACUGGUACCACCACCCCAACGUGAGUGGGACAGCUGGGUGUCCUUGGGGUUCCUGUCCCCAGCACCGGCACGGGUGCUGGACACAGCUGCCUCCCUUGCAGGAUGAGAAGGCUGCAGGACUCAUCAAUGUGGCCACCUACGACCUGGAGAGCACAAGGGAGCAGAAGAAGAAAUACGUGUUCCAGCUCUGCCAUCAGAGGUACAAGCCCUUCAUCUUCGCUGCAGAAACACUGGCUGAUUUGAGCAUGUGGGUCAGUCACUUAAUAACAGCCAAAACAAAGUACACGCUGGCCCACCAGUCGGUCCCAGACAGGGAGGAAGACUGCUACAGUGAGACAGAAGCCGAGGACCCUGAUGAUGAGUCCCCCAGGCAUGGAUGUGACCUGCCAAGGAAAAGGUUGCAAAAUGCCCGGGAGAAAGCCCAGCUCCUCCCAGCUAGUGAGCCCGGCAGCCCCCAGCCCUGCGCAUCCGUGGAACCCAGUGGGGAGGACCUCGAGUGCCUGAUACAGUGCCUGAAGCAGGGCGGGGUGUCCCUCAUCGGGCGGCAGCAGGUCCUGACGCGGGAGCAGUGCCACAGGUCCUUCAUCCGGCGCAGCAAGAACCCCUACAUCAACGCGAAGGUGCACACGGUGCGGGCUCUGCAAAGCACGCUCAAGCAGGCGAAGCUGGUGGAGCUGCAGGCCCUGGAGCAGCUGCUCAGCGAUGCUGCGCUCACCUCAGAGAAGUUCACCCGCUGGAAGGAAGAGCACCAGGAGCUGUACCAGGAGCUGCAGGAGUGGUGGGCAGGGCGGCAGCGCCAGGACCAUGACAGGGAGCUUGGGGCUGAAUGUGGCCUCCCCCCAGAGGGGGCUGAACCCUGAACCCACCAAGCCUUCUCUGGCAGAGUUGCGGGAGCAGAGUGGGUGCUGUGCCCGCGCAGGGGUGUGUGCGGGACAUUGGUGACACUUCUGAAGGCUCAGCCCCCAGCAUGGACUUGCCACAGGAAAAGUGGCUUCUGCUCCAUCCCCGUCCCUGGGGUGGGACGCUGCACUGACAAGGCUGUUGUCUUUUCAAGGCUGUUUUGCCUUGCCUGCACGUUGGGAAAGGGGCUGCUGAGGACAUCUGAUAGACCAAGGCUGCAGAUCCCCAAUGGGCUUCAGCCUAUCCCUUACACUAACCUUCCAUCUCUCCACUUUUUUCCCCUCAAUCUCUCCAUUUUCCUCUCUCAUUACACUUCUGUCCUGCUUCCUAUCCUUCUCAUUCCCAAUAUCCCCUUUUCUAGCUCCUUGUGCCACACUUCUCUCUGUACGCCCCCUCAGCUGCCUCAGAAACCAGCUCCCAAAGUGCGAACAUCCAGCCCCUGCUCCUAAGCCUAAGGGGCCAGGACAGAAAGCUGGUGCUGGGCAUCACCUGCAGCUGGUGAGCUCCGGAACAGUGCCACCAACAUGGCAAUCCACCCUUGCUUUGCCACCUAAAACUUCAUCUGUGUACUGCCCCCUCAGGUGCCCCAGAAACCAGCUCCCAAAGUACGCACAUCAGCGCCUCUUGCUCUUCCUGAACAACCAAUGCAAAAGUGCUAACCUGAAAUAAAAAGGUUUCGUGUAAGGAUACCUACUGAUAGAUGUGCUGCUGAACCUCAACCCAUCCAGAAACUCACUGGAGAAGGAAAACUUUCAGCUGCUGUAAAUGUAAAAACUCGAACCAAAAAGCUCAGAGAGCUCAAAGCCAUCGAAAGGCUGAAGGAGCAGCAGAGGCCAAGAGCUGAAUGAGCUCCCUAAUGAGUGGCUGUGCCUCAGGUACACUGGGCCCCACCGCCCUCUCACAUUCCUUAGGGAAAGGGGAGGGGAAAACCAUCACCUGGGAUAAAGGCAGCUGGAGCACCCGCUGCACAUUUGCUCAUUUGCAGGAUGUUUAUGGCUGGUGAAGAGAAUAAACCAAGACAGCAACUUGUCUUCAAAGGA